ACACGCCCCGCCUCCUGCGCUCCGCCCCUCGCCGCACCGCGCCUCGGUUCCCACGGCGCCGCCGGGCACAGCGAAAGAACCCGCCCUCCCUGCAAGCAGUCCCGCCGGGCCAGGCCGCGCGAACAUGGCGCUUGUCCCCUGCCAGGUGCUGCGGGUGGCCAUCCUGCUGUCCUAUUGCUCCAUCCUGUGCAACUACAAAGCCAUCGAAAUGCCCUCCCAUCAGACCUAUGGGGGGAGCUGGAAGUUCCUGACCUUCAUUGAUCUGGUUAUCCAGGCGGUCUUCUUCGGCAUCUGUGUGCUGACCGAUCUCUCCACUCUCCUGACCAGAGACAGCGGGAACCAGGAGCAAGAGCGACAGCUUAGGAAGCUCAUCUCCCUCCGGGACUGGACUCUGGCCGUGCUGGCCUUUCCUGUUGGGGUUUUUGUUGUCGCCGUGUUCUGGACCAUUUAUGCCUACGACAGAGAGAUGAUAUACCCAAAACUGCUUGACAACUUUAUCCCAGGGUGGCUGAACCACGGAAUGCACACGACGGUGUUACCCUUUAUAUUAAUCGAGAUGAGGACAUCGCACCAUCAGUAUCCCAGCAGGAGCAGUGGACUCGCCGCCAUAUGCACCUUCUCCGUGAGCUAUAUAUUAUGGGUGUGCUGGAUACAUCAUGUCACCGGCAUGUGGGUGUACCCUUUCCUGGAACACAUCGGCUCAGGAGCCAGGAUCAUCUUCUUUGGGUCAACAACAAUCCUAAUGAAUUUCCUGUACCUGCUGGGAGAAGUCCUGAACAGCUACAUCUGGGAUACACAGAGAACAAAGCCUCCUUGUUGGCAAGACACACAAUCUUAUCUAAGCUGUGGCAACCCUGUCCAAAAUCUGUGUAUGGAAGAAGAGAAAGAGAAGCCUAAGGUAGAAUGAGAUCCAAGUCUAAAAGGGAAAGCAGGAAGGAGCUACCCUUGAAUUCCUUUGGCCCUGGGCACCAGCAGUGAGGAGACAGAACUUCCAAGGGGCCAUGGCAUCAACCCUGACUCCCUGACCCUGAGGGAAGACAACUUUUAUAUUCAAAUAUGUGCAAAAUAGGAUGCAUUGUUUUUGAAAAUCACUCACCCUUGUUGUUUGAAGUACUCUAUUCCAAGUUCAUUCUUGCUGACAUUUUCCCUCUUUUCUAGUUUUAAACUAAAGUUGAACACCGAAUCUCCAUUUCUGCAAUAAUAACUCCACUUACUGAAGAAAAAUUGACUGUGUUUCUUGCUAAGGAAUAUAAUAAAGUUGCAGGGGGCAGAUGUGGAUCCAGAUAUUCAUAUUUAGUCUUAAAUGUGGCUGGAGUAAUGACUCUGGGGCACAAUAUGGACCCAAGAGGAGGCAGGAGAGGUGGUUCCUAUGGUGACAGCCAUGGUUGCCUGGAAUGAGCACUGUUAGUAAUAAAUAGUACCAGUUUAGUUAAAACCCUGAGUGUGCUUGAAUCUCCCUAUUUAAUCUGUGAAUAAUUCCCAUGUGCAAACGUUACUGUUAAUAAAGAUCCAACAACCAA
This is a messenger RNA of Arvicola amphibius (Eurasian water vole), 1520 nucleotides long. It is a transcript of the gene Aig1, whose product is annotated as androgen induced 1. The transcript has 7 exons. The record is from RefSeq and is a predicted model, not a curated record. Gene Ontology annotation, cellular component: endomembrane system; membrane. NCBI's taxonomy places the organism in Eukaryota, Metazoa, Chordata, Mammalia, Rodentia, Cricetidae. The coding region runs from base 125 to 907 and encodes 260 amino acids.